AUGGGGUCGUCCGGAUGGGCUAACCGGGCCAGCAAAAUGCCCUCAAAAAAAAAUCUAACCUCUCACGGCGGCAUUCGCAACUGCUUCGCCGACGCCGUCGACGUUUCGCCGGAGGGAGCCCGCGCGGAUGCCGCCGCCGCAUCCGCUCUCGUCGCCAUGCCGCCGCAGCGUGUCCUCCUGAUCGUCAUCCUCCUGCUCUCCUCCGCAAGCAGCAGCCUGGAGGCGGAGGAGCCGUUGAGGGCCCUCAGCAUCGGCGAUGAGCUGGUGGGCGAGACGAUGCCGCUCCGCCACGGCCGGAGGGUCUACAGGCUCGCCGGGCUGCGGCCGCCCGCGUGGUACGAAGUCAAGAUCUCCUAUCCGGCCUCCAUACCGUCCAGCUUCUCGAUCCGGCUCGUGAGCGAUCCUGAUGCUGCAGAGGACCAGGGGAGUAAGAACAGGAGGCUGCUCAACACGGAGAAGAUCAUUUUCCAGGCUGAGAGCACCAAGCCGGUUUAUGUUCUUGUCACGGUGGAGCCUGAGGGUGUGGUUGCAAAGCCAAAUGUCAAGGAGAGAGAGCUUGCCCUGUUCAACAUUGUGUGUGAUGAACUUUUGCUGGGGAUCCCUCGCUUUGCCUGGUGGGUUGGAAUUGCAGCAGUGAUUUGCCUUGUGUUGGCAUCACUAGCACCGUAUUUCCUCCCGAUCCACAAGCUACUUAACUACGAAACUGCAAAGUCGAGCGACGCCGAUGCAGCCAAGCUCUCGUGAUCAACCGGAACACGCUGUAUGAAUCUUCAGCUUUGUCUGUCGUACUAGAAAGUUCGGUUCAGUUCAGUUUUGCAUAGUAGGUAGCAGGCUAGUGCACAUGUAUUGUCUUCUUUCUUCUUCCCUUCCUUUUUGCCCUGCACCAGACGCAGUUGUACAAGCAUCUGAUGGUUGUUGCCCUAGUGUUUAAUGCUAGAUAUGUCGUUCGAUCCUGUACGGUUGCCUCAUGAAUUAAUUGAAAUACUAUGGUUUUAUUGAAUGAA
Messenger RNA from Triticum aestivum (bread wheat), 1004 nucleotides. RefSeq lists its product as uncharacterized. Lineage: Eukaryota; Viridiplantae; Streptophyta; Magnoliopsida; Poales; Poaceae. The coding region runs from base 1 to 744 and encodes 247 amino acids. The record is from RefSeq and is a predicted model, not a curated record. The transcript is spliced from 6 exons.